Molecule: messenger RNA, 1337 nt
Organism: Owenia fusiformis
Lineage: Eukaryota; Metazoa; Annelida; Polychaeta; Sabellida; Oweniidae
Source: the annotation of a GenBank genome assembly
GGAGUUGGCCAUCCAUGAAAUCAAGGGAAACAUUUGGAACUACAGGAAUUCAACUGACAUCGUUAAUGCUUGGGAAAUGACAAAGAAACCACGCAGUGAAUUCGUCCACGAAUUUGAUAAUGGCACGGAUGUAGAAAGGACAAACAGCUGUGAAGGAGCCUGUUAUUUUAUUUAGAAGUGAACUGUGUCGCCCAAAAGCAAACACAUUGAACAUUGCAUCUUCUUAGGAACUUCGUCUAAAUAGAUGAAAAGCAUAACAUGGGUCGGCAAAACUUUAAAACGUCUCAUGACAAUUUAGCAGGAAGACCAAAGAACUCGAGAGGGAGCCCAGAAAGACAUAGGAAGAUAUCCAAUAAGUUUGAGACUCGUUCAUUCACGUUUAGUGAGAAGGGAAACACCGAAGAGAAAUAUAUUCCAAUAUGCCUUAGAUCUGGACCAGGGCCAGGCGCCUAUUCUUUGAAAUCUACACUAGGGAUGGACGGCGACAUAACAUUGAGUACUUCAAGCACAGCCCCUACCCUCAAACCUCGCUUUGAUCCGAUAAUAGACAAUAGUCAACCCGGUCCAGUGUAUUACCCUGAUCCUAAAAUCACAAGGCACGGCAACAUGCAGGGACAAAGCAUGGUCUUCACAGGUAGAGCCAAGCACCCAGAACUGGAGAACACCCCAGGUCCGGGGGCGUACUCUAAUCAGUAUGUCCCUCUACACAAGGCGUAUUCUCACCUCCCCACCCCACUGACUCAUAGUCUUGGACCGCGCACCGAAUACAAUCCUAACAUUACUAAGCCUGCCCCUAACCGAUACAGUCUCCCCGGGAAUAUAGGAGACGCGUCAAGUCAAUUCAGCGCCAAAUCCAGCAUUACACGCAGAUUCGGAGAACGUACCAAGUAUGGUGAUUAUGCGUAUGAUUACGCCAAGACACCGGGCCCGAAUACAAUGCUUAAGAACGAAGAUGCUUAUAAGAAAAGAGCACCAACUGCCGUUCUAGCCAGCCGGACAAACAUGGCUACAGGUAAAACGAGUAAUCCAGCCCCUGGUACUUAUAAUCCCCAAAAUGUGACGCUGCACCAACGCAACGGUCCUAAGUUCUCAAUGGGUACCAGACACUCCAACGCUGUGUUUAACCUUAUAUCGGAGAUAGUGGACUGAUUAGAAUUAUCGACCUUAAAAUUUGACCUAGUUCUUUGACGCUGCUAGGGAUAAGACAGGCAAGGCAAGGAAAGACAAGGCUUAUAAUUAAUGUGACUUGUAACCGUGAAAAUGAAGUGACAAGUCUCAUAAUAGUAUUGCUAUUGUUUUAACUCAAUUAUUGCCUCAUCUUAUUUAUUUUGCCUCGC